CUGCUCCUUGUCCUCUCUGGACGGGUCCAGCCCCUACAUCCACAGCUUGCCCUCCUGGGUGCUGGAGGACUUUUGCCAGAAGAUGGACUGCCUCAACGAUUACGACUGGAUGCGCUUUGCAUCCCAUGUGAUAACUGACCAGACUGAGCUGAGAAAAAUCAAAUGUAUGGAAAAAGCAGGAAUUAGUAUAACAAGAGAACUGAUGUGGUGGUGGGGAGUGAGGCUUGCAACAGUCCAGCAAUUGUUGGAACUUCUGCAGGAACUGGAGUUCUAUAGAGCAGCACAAGUGAUUGCAGAUUGGAAGUCACUCAAUCAUGAUUCUGCCAGGGCUCCUUUAAAGCCCCCUGAACAGGAGAAGGAAUUACCUCAUCCAAAUGAGAAAGAAAAUAAAGAGAAAAUAGGAAAUGGAAUGGAAGUAUCACCAUCACUGCCAAAUGUGACACAGAUGCAUAGAAGACAGAAUGAUCCUCUUUUAAGAAUAGAUGCAGACAUACUUCCUUUAUCUCUACCACCAACUUUCAUGGACCUCCCACAUUCUUUACGUUCAAAUUUCUCAGAUUUAUCAGAUGGAAAG
Messenger RNA from Python bivittatus (Burmese python), 574 nucleotides. NCBI's taxonomy places the organism in Eukaryota, Metazoa, Chordata, Lepidosauria, Squamata, Pythonidae. The record is from RefSeq and is a predicted model, not a curated record.